AUGGCCUCAUUGGACUCUGAUAAAUCAGGCGAAUCGUCACGUAGGCCGGUACCUACUCGAACCCUCGACAACCCUUCACGCCUGACAGUCGCUCAGCGCCUAGGACCUAGGGGAACAGCUGCCGAAGAAUCCAGCUCGACCGACGCUGAUACGUUGGCGCAUAGCUUGUUAAACCGAGUGAAGAUCACGAAGAAGGGGGAGAGAUGGUCUGAUAAGCUGAUGGAGGAGGCAGUGGACAUCAAAACAUUCAAGAAGGCAUGCGGAUAUCUUACACCUCGACAAUACCUAGACGUACUUCACGAACGACAUCUCAAUGGACUUUGCUCGUAUCCCACAUGCUCAAAUGCCCCUUUACACCCAUACACUUCUCACCGCCGAUUCAAAAUAUCGACCUCGAAUCGAACCAUCCGUGAAAAGCAAGGCAAUGAAGAAGAGGGUUAUUGCAGUGACAAAUGUAGACUUCGAAGUGGAUGGGUCGAGCAGAAGCUCUCUGAAGUCAAUGUGUGGGAUCGAGCGGGCAAAGUUGGAGUCAUAGAGCUCUUGGAAGAUCUAGAAGAUCAGAAUUCGACAACGGCACAGCGGACGAAGCAAGCUCCGCCGAUAUGUGCUGGGCAACCUCAAGCAAGUCCAACCCGAUCGUAUGAAGCUGCGCAGCCUACCGAGCCCAUACAGCCCUGGAAGGAGCGUAUACAAACUGUGGCCCUCAAUUCGUCGACCUCAUCGUCACCGUCGAGUAUUGCCGAUAUGAUAUCGAGCCUUACGAUCAUUGAACGUCCAUCGCAGAGCAUCUCGUCAGCCCCUACAGAUUGUCCACCCACGACCAACGGACCCCUGAGCAAGUCUAAGCCUACCCCGCCAGGUGCAUCACUGCCAACCUCAGAGGUAGAGGUGUCGGACCCCGAUCCACUGACACACACGUCUCGCCGAAACACAUCUUCACUCGUAUCUACCCCUGGCAACCUCACCUCCUCAGUGCUAUCUGCUUCUCGGCAGAUGGGCCCCAUACCUCAGCUAGACCCAGACUCCGAGGACGAAGAAGUCGAACAAGGAGACUGGGGCGAAUCAGAGAUGGGUCUCGAUUGGGGAGACGAGACGGAUGAGAUGAAGGCUUUAUUCGAAGAAGCUCGUAAGGCACGGGAUCUCCUCGUCGAAGCAGAGGCAUAG
This is a messenger RNA of Kockovaella imperatae, 1164 nucleotides long. Its product is annotated as Rtr1/RPAP2 family-domain-containing protein. Gene Ontology annotation, molecular function: RNA polymerase core enzyme binding; RNA polymerase II CTD heptapeptide repeat phosphatase activity. NCBI's taxonomy places the organism in Eukaryota, Fungi, Basidiomycota, Tremellomycetes, Tremellales, Cuniculitremaceae. The record is from RefSeq and is a predicted model, not a curated record. Bases 1 to 1164 code for a protein of 387 amino acids. Gene Ontology annotation, cellular component: cytoplasm; nucleus. The transcript has 2 exons.